This is a messenger RNA of Styela clava, 2406 nucleotides long. Its product is annotated as sodium- and chloride-dependent betaine transporter-like. The record is from RefSeq and is a predicted model, not a curated record. Gene Ontology annotation, cellular component: plasma membrane. Gene Ontology annotation, biological process: sodium ion transmembrane transport; nitrogen compound transport; amino acid transport. Lineage: Eukaryota; Metazoa; Chordata; Ascidiacea; Stolidobranchia; Styelidae.
AUAUAAAGUACAUAUUAUAUUUGUCGCUAUCCAUAGAAGUUGACUGAAAAGAUAAACAAUGGAGAAUAAAUCGGAAAGCCGAAUUACAUGGAGGAACAAGUUCGAAUUUUACUUCAAUGUCUUCGGGUAUACUAUUGGAUUAGGAAAUAUCUGGAGAUUUACUUAUCUUUGUUUUAAAAAUGGCGGAGGUGCUUUUCUGAUUCCGUACACCAUAGUUGCACUGUUUUGUGGAAUUCCACUCAUUUUUAUGGAAGUGGCAUUGGGGCAGCUGUCAAGACGAGGAUGCAUAGCUGCUUGGAAUUCGGUAGUUCCUAUGAUGAGGGGAAUAGGUUACUCAUCUGUAGCGAUGUCUGGCUACUUCUUGAUUUACAUAGCUUUGACGAUGUCUUGGUGUUUGAUUUAUUUUGUACGAUCUUUCACUCUUUCAACUCUACCCUGGGCGACGUGCGAUAACGACUGGAAUACAGUUGAUUGUGUACUUGUUGGAGAAUCUAAUAUUAAUGAAAACAUUUCAUAUGCAAACACGACAGCUAAUGAACAAAACGUAUCUCGUAUAAACAAGGACCAUUUGUCGACGUUGGAAUUCUGGAACGGCUAUGUUUUACGACGAAGCACUGGAAUUGACGAUUUGGGAAAUUUUACUAAUUGGCCUGUAUUUGGAUGCUUCAUCGCAAGUUGGAUCAUAUGUUAUUUAUGCAUUGUAAGAGGAAUACGUACAUCGGGAAAUGUAGCAUAUUUCACUGUGCUGGCACCUUAUGUUUUGAUGAUUGCACUUUUAAUUAAAGGAGUUACAUUAGAGGGUGCAAGUGAUGGAAUUUUAUACUUUAUUACGCCUGACGUGAGUCGACUCAAGGAUUCCGAGGUGUGGUUAGACGCCGCAAGUCAAGUAAUUUUUUCCCUUGCUUUAUGCUUUGGACCUCUGAUUGGUUUUGGAAGUUACAACAAGCCAAACUUCGACUGUUACAGAUGUGCGUAUAUAUUUGUUGGGGCUUGUUGUGCAAGUUCUUUGGCAUUUGGUUUCACAGUAUUCAGCUUUCUUGGACAUAUGGCAACCAUCUUAAGCUUGGAUAUUAAAGAUGUGGUUGAAGGAGGUCCUGGAUUAGUAUUUGAAGUAUUGCCUACAGAGUUCGCGUUGUUGCCGUUUGGUCAAAUUUGGUCUGCGAUAUUCUUUCUUGCAUUACUUGGACUCGCUAUUGAUGGAUCGUACGCGACAAUAGAAGGAUGUACUACAGCACUGGCGGACUACCUUCCGGAAUAUUUUGAAGGCAAACGUUCUCAUUAUUGGAGAGCUGUAUUUUGUUUUGUGCUCAUGCUUGUUGGACUUCUUCAAUUAUUUGACGGUGGGAUUUAUAUUUUUGAACUAAUAAAUCGUUAUGGUGCCAGUGGAAUUUGCAUCUUAUGGGUUGCAAUUUUUGAAGCGAUCACAAUUGGCUGGAUUUAUGGAAUAGAUCGUUUUUUUGAUGACGUCACUAAGAUGAUUGGAUAUCGUCCACCAAUAUUUAUCAGGCAUUGCAUAAAAUACGUUACUCCGACUUUUUGUAUGGCUAUUUUCAUUGCCAGCUGUGUAAAGUACUCUCCACUGAAAAUGGGAAACUACAUCUAUCCAUGGUGGGCUGAUAUGAUAGGUUGGUUACUGUCGGCAUCUGUGGUUUCUUGCGUACCGAUAAUUGCAAUCAAAGUCUUGUUCUCUUCUGAAGGAACUUUGAGACAGAAAUGGAAAUCUUGCAUCACUCCUAUCCGAAUGCAAGGCGUGGAAGAUGACUGCGAUGAAAAGCAGGACACAGCAACAAUUGCAUGACAGAUACAAAUUGAAAGCAAACGAUGGAUAUCUGACAGAAAAAAGCAUAACACAAAAAAAUUAAUGUGAAACUAAUUCUCAUAAUUAGUUUCACAAAACCUGCCUUUUUAAAAUUUGACCUCUAUACAUAGCUGCAAUAAAAACUAUUCAAAAGAGCAAUUUUACCCAGGCCACACGUGCAAUGUAAAUCUACACCUGAAUAUAUGGUCGCUAAAAAGAACAAUUGACGUAAGACAGGAGAAUAUCCACGUUUUGUGUGUACCUUGAAAUGUUUUUAAAACUAUGAUAUAGGUCUUCUCUAAACUUUAAAUCUAAAUGCCUCGCUGGCAUAAACCGACAAUACAUGAUAAAGGCGAAAUAUUCUCUAUUGGCAAUGUAAAAUUUAAUUAUUGAAAAAAUCAGAAUAUUCAAAUAGCAUAAAUAUUGUGACAGUAUCUAUACUGAGGUAUGUUACAGCCGUCGUUCACGCUUCAUAUAUAUAAUUGGCUUCAUUUUUUCUAAAGCAAAUGGGUGAAAUAGACGUAGAAACCAAUGGUCAGACCUUCCGUAGGUGAUUUAGUUGAACCCCUAUAAUUAACAAUGAUGUAAUUCACAUCGCGCUGCAACAG